Messenger RNA from Toxoplasma gondii ME49, 5387 nucleotides. RefSeq names its product transport protein Sec24, putative. Bases 1233 to 4292 code for a protein of 1019 amino acids. The record is from RefSeq and is a predicted model, not a curated record. Gene Ontology annotation, molecular function: zinc ion binding; SNARE binding. The transcript is spliced from 9 exons. Gene Ontology annotation, cellular component: COPII vesicle coat; endoplasmic reticulum exit site. Gene Ontology annotation, biological process: COPII-coated vesicle cargo loading; endoplasmic reticulum to Golgi vesicle-mediated transport; intracellular protein transport. NCBI's taxonomy places the organism in Eukaryota, Apicomplexa, Conoidasida, Eucoccidiorida, Sarcocystidae.
GCGUGUUGCUCUGGUGUGUUUCGGAGCGGCGAGACUCGGCAACACCGGCGUUUGUGUACACUCGCUUUCUUUUUUGCUCGAGAAACUGUGUGUUUCGGGGCUACACAUACUGAAAACACCACUCUGAAAGCUCGUAACACGUCCUACACUGGGGAAACGCUCCGUCCUUCUGCUUCGCUGCCUGCGUCUUGGGUGUCUCCAUUGCGCGCCGAACUGUCUGUUUCUUUCAAAAGAAUUCCUUCUUUCGUUUACAGUCGAAUUCCGGAAGUCAGUUGUGACCGCCUGUUUACCUUCGUCGGUCUGUUUCUAGCAUCUCUUGCUUUACCAGUUUGAAGACCUCCCGAGAACCUCCGCGCCGCCUCCUCGAAUCUGUUUUCAAACACCUUUUUCUGUCCCGUCGCUCCAGGAGUCCAGCGAGCCACUUUCCUUUUUUUCGUCGCCAAGUGUUGUUCUCCGGUUUUCGAGCAUAUCUCUGGCGUCUGGAACCUUCUCGAGUUUGCAAAACCGCGCUCGUGUUGCAGUAGGUGACCGCAAACGUGUGUUACACACUGCUGAAAAGCUCGUGUUCUGCGUUUGUCCGCGGGAUACCACUAACUUCGUUUUCUCUUUUACGUCACUUUGCCGCUUUCACCUUCAGUUGGGAGGCUUGCGUAGCCAAAAAGCUGCCUUUUCCCAGCGUUGGCAAACGCCCGAAAGUGGCCUCGCUGUUUGCGGCCGUCGUCCUCAUCUCAAUAGGGUUCCUCUCUGCGUCUGUCUAGACUUUUUGGAUUCUUCUUCGGCACAGAAGUUGCCGGCUGUUUUCUCGUUCCCACCCUCCGUUGCUCCACUUUUGCCUCCUCUCGUAAGCAGGCAUUCGGACGCACCUUGCCUUCGUUUUCCCGAGGGCUCCGCUGUCAGUAGCACCGCUCUAACCCCUUGUCUGGAUCUUUUUUUCCGUUCUCUGGAUCCCACCACCCUUUCUCCACAAUUGUAUCCGCGACCGUUUUUUCCUUUCGUCGUGCGGAAUCUCAGGCUGGUACGGUGAAUUUCCAUUCAAAGUCCGUCCCGGGCACCACUUCCCUUCCUCGCACCUUCGCAGGUUCCCGCUGCGAACUGCCAGUCACAUCAACUGAGUUUCGGGUGGCCGUCCAAGGCAAAAGCACCCUGUCGGUAGACAUUGUCGCGGGUCGCGUUUCGGCCUUUGUUCCCUUCUCCCCUUUCCGUCCUUUUUUCUUUCCCUUGCAGUUGAAAAGAUGUACACGCAGCCGAACUUGCCGGGCGGGACUCCGAGUUACCCCGCCGGCGCAUCGCAGGCUUCGCGGGACGCUGCGCCGACCCAGCAGCCGUUCUACGGCUACACCUCUCAACCGUCGCCUUCGGAUAUGCGCCAGGGGUACGCAAACCCUCCUGCGCAGAGCUACAGCAACGGGAUGCCUGCGUAUCCGUCAGAUUCCGCAAGUGUGCCGUCGUACCCUGCGCCACCGCUUGCGUCUGGGAACCCGCAGCCAGCUGCCGGCGUGUACGCGAGCCAGAGGAGCGCGGGUGGCAUUCCUUCCUCGCCGUUCCACGCGGCCACUCCCGCGAAUCCUGGCGCCGCGCCGCCGCCACGGACCGCUUACUACCCCAGUGGAGUGCAGAGCAGCGGUUAUGCAGGGUACGGGGCAGCAGCCUCGGGGGUGAGUCACUCGGCUGCGCUUCCGGCAGACUCCGGCGCCUACGCGUCGACGGGGUCUGCGGCGCAGCAGGUCCUGCAGGAGAUCCAGCAGUUCAACUCGCCGCGUUACUUUACGCGCGCGUCCGUCGCUCGGGUGCCGCACAGCAGCAGCUUGCAGCAGAAGCUGCACUUGCCAAUCGGCUUGUUCAUUCGGCCGCUGGCGCCGAUUCGGCCUGGGUCGCCGACCGUCCCGAGCGUGAACUUUGGGAACUGCGGUGUCGUCGUGCGCUGCAAGCGGUGCCGGACGUACAUCAAUCCGUUCGUCCACUGGGAGGCUCACGGCCGACGCUGGUCCUGCAACUUGUGUGGGUACGUGAACGACACUCCGCAGUUCUACAUGCGCGGCUUGGACGAGAAGGGGAAGCGCGAGGAUCGCUUCGAAAGAGCGGAGCUGAGCAUGGGCUCUGUCGAGUUCGUCGCUCCCGCCGACUACAUGAUUCGGCCGCCGCAGCCUCCCGCCUACCUCUUCCUCAUCGACGUGAGCGCGACAGCCGUCGCCUCUGGCUUGGUUGAGUCUGCGUGCGCGGGCAUUCGCGCCGCACUCACCUCCGGCAAACUCCCCGGGUGUACAGACUCCGGCGCCGGCCGCGGAGAUAGCCGGACGAUGGUCGGAAUCGUCACCUACGACUCAGCCGUCCACUUCUAUGCGCUGGGGUCUGCAUCUGGAGGCGGCAAACGAAGGCCUCAAGUCCUCGUCAUGCCCGAGAUCGACGACGUGUUCCUCCCCCUCAGCGACGACCUUUUUGUGAACUUCGCGGAAAACCGUGACGCCGUCCUCGAAGCUCUCGACACCAUCCCCAGCUUGUGGAGAUCGAACGGCUGCAUUGACAACUGCAUGGGAAGCGCAGUGAAGGCUGCCCUGCUUGUCAUGAAGCAUGUGGGCGGAAAAAUCCUGCUGUUUGCCUCCUUCCCGCCGACGGUCGGCGCGCUGGUGACCAAGCGCAGCGGCGGCUUGGCUGGCGCAGACGGCGCCGGCACUGACGGCGGCAGCCGGCAGCAACCUGACCGCGAAGUCGAGCUCUUGAAGCCUGCGAGCGAAGCGUACCAGCAAUUUGCGCAGCAACUCACGCAGUCGCAGGUCUCUGUAGACCUCUUCAUCGCGCCUUCGUCGUGUGCGUCGCCAGCGGCGGGGAACGUCCCUCCUACCGGAACUUAUGCGGGAGGGAAGCCGGGAUCUGGAGCCCCCGGGCUGGUGACAGCUCCGUACUGUGAUCUGGCGACGAUUCUGCCGCUUGCGGAGUUGACUGGCGGAGAAGUUCGCUACUACUCGGCUUUCAGUCGGCUGCAGCACAGCCAGCAACUGGAGAACGACAUCGUGCACAUCAUCACGCGCACGACAGGGUGGGAGGCAGUCAUGCGAAUUCGCGUUUCGCGGGGCUGGAAGAUUUCUGCGCGUCACGGGCGCUUCUUCCUGCGCGGAACAGACCUCUUUGUGCUGCCGACCGUGAAUGCGGAUUCCACGUUCUCGAUUUUGAUGGAGUUGGACGAGCAGGCGGGGGCAGGCGGUCCUGGAAACGCGCUCGUGACUCCCCCGUCCGGAGGAGACAACGUCGUCGCCGUGCAGGCUGCUCUGCUUUACACCAACAGCGACGGCGAGCGACGCAUUCGGGUGCACACGUUCUGCAUGCCUGUCUCGCAAAAUAUUCAAGACAUCGUCAGCUCCAUGGAUCCGGAGGUCGUUACCUGUCUUCUUAUCCAGCAGGCAAUUGACCAGUCUCUGCGUUCAAAGAUUGCGGACGGUCGAGCCUUUUUGCAGACGAGCUGCUCUCAGCUGCUUUCGGUCCUGCACUCUGUCGGCAGCUCGACCCAACUCGCGGCAAGUUACGCGCUACCUUCCCUGCCCCACUACGGCGCCGUGGCUGCAGCCAGUGCAGGGAACCCAGCAGGCGGAGCACUCCUGGAGGCAGGCAGACUCGUUGCUCUCUUCAUUCUCGGAGUCCUCAAAAGCAAUGCGUUCAGGCCUGUCAAAGAAGUUUCCACGGACAAGCGCGUCUUCUCCUGGAGUCGGCUGCUCGCCCUUCCUGUGGACCGCAUUUGCGCGUACGUACACCCGCGCAUGCUGCCGCUUCAUAAUCUGUCGAACUUCGGAGGACCCAGCGACCGCGUUCUCGAUGGACAGGAGGAAGUGAUUCUGCCUCCGGCGCUUCGCCUGACUGCUGAGGAAAUGACUCAAGACGGCGCCUACCUCUUGGAAAACGGCGAGGAAAUGCUCCUCUGGAUCGGCCGAAGCAUCUCGCCGCAGUGGCUGGCGAGUGUGUUCGGCGCGCAUUCGCUGGACUGCGUGCACCCCGAUGUGGCGGCGGCUUCCAUUGGAGACAGCCAAGAUCCCGUCGGCCUGCGAGUCCGCGCCGUCGUCCAGAGUGUGCAGGGCGAGCACCUGUGCAACGCCAUGCGUCUGCUCGUCAUUCGACAGGGAGACCCGUCUGAGCAAAAAUUCUUUGCGCAACUCAUGGAAGACCGGGUGCCUUCUCUCCUCCUCACUUUCGCCGAGUUCCUGCAAAAAGUGGACAUGCGCUCGCAGCUACAGGCGCCUGCUCCACCGAUGAUCCCGGCGGCGGGCGGGGCGGCCCCGCCUCUGCAGCAGCCGCGCAUGUACUAAAACAAAGAGAAAUUCAAAGGGGAAACUUGAAGAAGAGAGAGGAAGAGAGAGAUGCAGUGCCCGCGCCAGGAUUCAAAGAAAUUCGGGAGGGAAAGAGAGAACUGAUAAAACGAGCUCUGAACGGGAGAGAAGGCCUCGGGGGAGGGCGUCGAACCGCAAGAGCGUGAAGAGGAGGAGAGAGGAAUGGAAGAUGCCUGGGGAGAGUCGCAAUGCGUUGACAGUUUGAGGAAAGCAAGCAGUGAGCGUGAGAACGGAGAAAGCGUUGAGGGGUUCUCCGAAACGCGAGAAAAAAAGCGUGAGAGGGAGGACAGGGCAGCUAGACUUCGAGUUCUAGGCAUCCAGGACAGGAAACAACGACGUUGGAGAGGAGGAAAAAGCGCCUGUACGGUAUGCCGAGGAGAGUUUGCGGGGACGAGAUUCGAGCCAGUGAAAUCAAGGGUGUGUCCUCGGUCACCUUCACCGUUACGUUCCACUGGAUACGCUUCAAGGUUAACUUCCUGCAGAUCUCAGGACGAAGACAGAAACGUUUUUAGAGAGUACAGGGAGUUUGUGCAACAGAACUCUCUCGCUUUUCGUGUCCAGAGCAACCCCCUGGCUCCGCCGUGUAGACAGUGUCGAGCGGCCUAGCAAGAGGGGGAAAUGCUUCGUAUUUUACGCUGUCAAACAAAGACACGCCACUCAGACGUUGUCUUUGUCUUGCCCGUCUCGUCUUGGGCUUCGCUGAGAGCGUGAAUGUUCAGCAGCGCGCAGAGAAGCCGAACGGGCUUCUCUACGCGCCAGUGUCUCUCCUACGCAUUUUACACGAUUUCGUUUUGCCUCGGUCGCGUUUUAAUCGUAACCUUUUGUGGAGCAUGGAGCAAUGACGAGAUCCCGUUCCUGAGCAACAGCGGAGUGGAGGCCUCCUCCACUGACGAUGAACAUGCGCGAGACAAGGAAAAAACUCGAUAGGCAAACGUGGUUUCCAGUGCUCCUCUAGAUGCAGCGUCUCUGCUUUUCCUGCUUUCUGGAGACCCUAAUGAGUUCCAGCUUUCUUCUUCAGACUUCUAGGUUUAGGCGGCGUCGGAAAGACAGCUGAAAGGUGGUGGUGUGGCGAGG